CUGCACAGCGUCCAUGCAGAUCAAUGUCGCUCCGGCGCUGAAGCCAGUGCGCCGGUCGGUCUGGGAAUGAGCGCAACUUCCACACGCUGCUGUUUCUUUUUAUUCUCUCUUCAUUGGAAAGGCAAACGCCGGGAGGCUGCUUUCAGAGCCAGACCCGGGAUGGGCUCUCUGGCGGCCCUGCGCACCGUCCUGGUCCUGGGCUUUGUGACCGGAAUGGCGGGAUGUGUCCCCGGCCUGAACGGGACAGCGGACCGCUGGGAGGCCCUUUACUCCCGGUCCCUGGCGCGGAUCCCGGGGGAGAAGCGGGAGGAGGUCAGCCGGGACAGCGACUACCUCCUGGGCAUAAAAAGGUUACGGCGCCUCUAUUGCAACGUGGGGAUCGGCUUUCAUAUUCAGGUGUUACCGGACGGUAGAAUAACGGGAGUACACAACGAAAAUCGUCACAGUCUUCUUCAGAUCUCUCCAGUGGAGAGAGGAGUGGUGACCCUGCUGGGCGUUCGCAGUGGACUCUUUGUGGCCAUGAACCGGCGAGGAAAGCUGUAUGGAUCUUUGCACUACAACAACGAGUGCAAGUUCAGGGAGAAGCUCCUCGCCAACAACUACAACGCCUACGAGUCAGUAGCCUACCCGAGGAUGUACAUCGGACUGAGUAAGAACGGCAAAACAAAAAGAGGAAACCGAGUGUCACCCGCCAUGACGGUGACACAUUUCUUGCCAAGAAUCUAGUGGCCUCAUAAAUAGACUUCACCUCAAUUUGGAGACGGGGAAGUUGGGAUGGGGUGGAGGGGGGGGGACUCCACACCAUGAUGCACUUUCACUCCAAGCUUUAUGCAAGUGUAUCAUAUUUGAUCUUUUGUUAUGUAUAUUUUUUUUAAUUUAUGUUUCACAGCAGUUUUGUAUUUUUUUAGUAGGGGUUGUUUUUUCACCGUGGGCGGGUAAGAGAAAGAUACAAGAUGCUAAAUGUUAUUUAUGUUUUCAUUUUCUAAUUUAUCCUAUAUUUGCUGCUACUGAAUGAAAUCCUGUCUUUAGAUGCUGUCUUUGCACUGAUGGGAAAAUAUGCAAAUACAGAGCAGUGCACAGGAGACGUUUAUGACUUUACCAAGUUUUUUUUGUAUAAUUUUUAACAGAAACAGGACCCUUGGGAGUCUUAGCCUGAAAAAAGAAAUGAGGCAUGGGGGUCUUUGGUGUCAGAAGUGGUACUGAUUACCCAAAGUUAGCACUCUUUUGUGUGGCACAUGAGCCUAAUUGAAACAGUAUCAUCUUACUGCUAGAGAGAGAGAGAAAGAGAGAGACAGAGAAAGGUGGGGAGGAGAGGAGGAGGAGGAGCGGAGGGGUCAAAAAAAAAAAAACACAACCUCCACUGGUCUGUUUAUAGCUUUGCCAGGGGGGGCGAACUCUGAACUUUUCUGCCGUCAAUCUCAGUGAGACCUAUAAGACUGCAGAUAGAAAGAGGCAUCCUCUUUGACAUUAUAUAAGUGGGGAAUUUGGGUUUAAAGGCAAGUUUAAAGCGCUGAGACGCUACCGAGAAACUGUGUCCUUGACUGUGGAAUAGGACUAUUCUUUAUUUUAUGGACUGGUCUGCCUGCUUGGACAGCAGAUAUUGUAGUUUGUGCCAAGCUUAAUAAUUCAGUAUAUCGGCCAAUAUUUGAUUGGAAAAGAUAAAGAUAUUUGAACUCAAAGACAUUAUUGCAACACAGUAGUAAAGCAUUGAAUCUGAAUAUCUAAAGGUGGCAUUAGAAAUCAAUGCAUUGUUUUAUUUCUUAGGACAUUUCUCCAAAUACGUGUCUUUCGUUAUUGAACUUCGGCCUAUCACUGAGUCUAAAAUGUGGCCAUAACAGAUCAUUAAAUUAUAUGCCAUAAGAUACAAUUUUAACAGAUUAUUUUUAAAAUUAAUCUGUAUCAUUUUUUUAGGGGGUUCCACCCCGCUAGAUCUUCCCCUGUAGUGAGCUUAAAUAAGAUGUUGGUAAGCAUAUUUUUCAAACUGUGCACAGAGCCAGGCUACCUGUUUCCCCCUGUUUCAAGUCAUAGUGCUAAGCUAAGCGAACCACCUGUUGGCAGUAGCUACAUAUUUGGCAUGCACAUGAGAGUGAUAUGGAUUUAACAGCAAGAAAGCAAAAAUUAUUUCUCAAAACGUCGAACUAGUCCUUUACUGAUGUUAGUAUCUCUUCCUUCAGAUUUUUUAUGGGAUUUCUCAGGCGAUACAUCAGUGUCACUCACUAAGUGCAUUUCCCCUCCAUACACUUCCUGGUGCAGUGAUAAACAAUAACACACUCAGGAUAAAAUAAGCUCACAAAUACAUUUUGUUGAGGAUACAAACUUUGGCACAAUUUCCAGUUCUCUGUAGCGUGUCCUCUCUUUUACUAAACCAACAGCCCUCAAGCUUUAACGUCCUGCAGCAUUAGCUGUCCUAUGCACUAGCUCAGUUUAGUGGCCAUAUUUCCCAGAAUCCUUCUUUCUUUUCCUCUCUGUCUCUCUGUUAGUUUCUGCAGUUGACCGCAGCCCAGCUCUGGUAGCCAUGUUGUCCUAGUUGCGCCUUGUCACUUUCCGGCUAUCUUUACCCUGUGAUUUACUUUUAGAAAGGAUAAUCAUGGAAGAAAUAUUUACGGACAGCUGUUGGACUGUACUAUAUGCUAGGGCCAGUAACCCUAUAUUUUUCUUUAUAUAUUUUGUAAAUAUAACCUCUAAGUAACUGAAGGUGCUGGUAUUCCGGGAGGGGGGAGGACAGUUUUAAACCAACGGAGCUGGGUGGAAGUUGCCGUCUGAAGGUGUGAGGAGCGUUCCAUUGGCUGGCUUUGAUGCAAUUGAUGAAUAAAUUCACCUAUCGUCAACAACCAGGGGGAAAAAAGCACUGGUGAGAAAUAGGUGACCAUAUUUGACCUGUUUUCUAGUUUGUUUGUGCUAAACUCUCCUGAUUUCUUAUUCAGUCUUUUAUUUAAGAAGUUUGAAAUCUCAGUUUUAACAUUCCACAUACUUUAGCAUAUGCUGUAACCAGCCAAAUUGCUGUUUGGGAUUGUACUGUUUUCUCUGUUGAGUGCCUUCUGUAGGACUGAUGAUGCAUUAGUGCAGAGGCCGGCCACACUGAACACACAUGCUAGGUAUUAAGUUGCAAAUAGCUCAAGCAAAUAUGCAAACUGCCACUGUGAUGGCUUUAGGCUGCGAUUCCUUCAAACCAGCAUGGAUGUGCAGACUGAUCCAAGGCAUGCAGGCUCACUGCUGUGAGAUACAUAUCAUUGUAUACAUUGUCAGAAUAAGUGCAGAAGCCACUGUCUGCUGGUUCUGUAACAUCUCUAGUUACAGUGUUUAAAUCUCUCAAACAUCCCAGCUGGUCGGCAGUGAUGCUUGCAGGUAUACUGGUGUGUCUGGUGUGCACAGCUGUGCUCAGUGUUCUCCAGUAUCACUGCUUUGCAUGGUGGGCAUCAUGUUUACAGUAGAAUACUUUUUUGCCUUCUGUCACUGAGCCAGCCCUCUAUUCUGGCAGCUCAUUUGGUUAAUCAGCAGUCAGCAGUGUGUGACUGCUGUACUAACUUUAUGCUCAAAUGGUUAAACGUUAACAGUCACUGAUGAUCACAGAUACACUCUUUGAUUUAAUUGUACUGCCCAACAGCAUUCCAAAUCCACAAUUUCCCAUCUCACUGCUAAAAGGUAAAUCUUGUCACCAACUAAGUGUUUAUGAUAUCUUUACCUUGAAAAACUGAGAAUGAUCCCUGUGAACUCUGGAUAAUCCACAGAACAAGCUGUUAAUAAUAAUAAUAAUAAUAAUAAUAAUAAUAAUAAUAAUAAUAAUAAUAAUUACUUUAUUUAUAUAGCACCUUUAAAGACAGAGUUUACAAAGUGCUUUGACAGACAAAGCAAAAACAGGAUACUCGGGGGGCAAUAUAAGAGCAGAGUGCAAGGCCCUGAGGCCAAAGACAGGCAAGGCAGAAAUAACAAGAAGAAAAAAACAUGGUAGAGGAAAGAAGCUGAUGAAAGAUAGGGACAAUGAAAGUGAUAGUCAUAAAUUAAAAGAUUAAAAGACAGCAUGACAUAAAAGCAAGUCUAUAAAAAUGGGGUUUAAGAAGUGAAUUAAAAGAAGUCACUGACUCUGCAAGCCUUAUCUCCUCUGGCAGGACAUUCCAAAGCUGAGGGACCCUGAUAGCAAAAGCACGGUCACCUUUUAGGUUUGUGCCUCGACUUUGAACAGCCAGAAUGGUACUAAGAUCCCAAAUUCCCUUCAUUCAGUUCAAUUUUAUUUGUAUAAUGCCAAAUCAUAACAGAAGUUAUCUCAGGACACUUUUCAGAUAGAGCAGACUCUACCCACUAUGCUAAGUUUCUAAUAAAAAAUAAUAAGAAUCAUGAAGAAUUCCACAUAUUUCAAUAGCAUUUUUUACCUCACCAAAAAUAAAACAACAUAAACAGCAAUUUAUAUACAAUUUUUCGAGAUGAAAUCAAGCGAGGAUUGGGGUCAUGUGAUGCCAUUUGUUAAAACCAGUGAGAAUUCCAGCUGCUGCAUUCUGAACCAGUUGGAGGCAAGAGAGUGACUCUUGGUGUCUGCCAAGAAAGGAGAGGAGGUUGUUAGGCUUUGUUCACACUGCAAGCCUUUGUGCUCAUUUCUGAUCUGAUUUUCCUUUUGUUUGGCUGUUCACAUUAUUUUUUAAUGUGGCCCAUAUCAGAUGCCAGUCAGAACAGAACAGACCACAGUCCUGAAAUGACCUGCAUGACCUAUGCCCCUAUCUAUGACAAGUCUAUCUAGAAUCAUGUAAAAGUCAUGUGAAUUCUGAUGUGACUGUUCACACUGAGGUCCCACUGCAAAAUAAAUCCGACCUCUAUCUGAUUUGGACCACAUAUGAAAGUGCCCCAAAUCAGAGUUGAAAAGAUCAGAUUCCAUGUGAUUUGUGCUGUUCACACUGUCAUGAAAAAUAUGAUCUGAGUCACAUAAGAGCAAAAAAUUCAGAUUUGGACAGGCAGUCUAGUCUGCAGAACAUUAGUCCAUGAAUGACUUUUUCCAGGUCACAGUGUGAGUCAAAUCCCAUUACUGUGUUCCAGGGACAAUUUUUUGAGGAUUAUCCAGAGUAACAAGAACAUUGUUUCUAGAUUUUGAUCUGGAGUUAUUUAAAAGCCAUUUUUGGAUCCUGUAAGCACAACAAAUAAGAGGUAAAGGGAGUAAUUGGAGAAACAACCCCCCCCAAAAAAAAAAAAAAAACCCAGCAUGCUUUGAUCAACUUAGAAGUAAGUCAGAAAAUGCUGUUUUUAAAUUUGCCUCAUGAAACAUCAAUAGUGAGCUGUUGAUGAGGGUGUGUAUCAGGGAGUGUAUAUUUAAACACACUCCUUUCGAUGGUUAUAGAAAUGACUGGAUUUCAUUGUUCACACUGGUUUAUAUUCCUAAACUGUAAACUGUUGAUAUAUUUCUCUCUGCUGCCUGGACAUGCGUUCAGGGAAAUAUAUAUUUUUUUAUCAUGAGGUGAUGAUAUGAUACUGUACUAUCUAUGAUUCUGAGUCCUGUGGUCUUAUGGCAAUUUUGUAUCAACUACUUUUAUCAGCUGUCCUGUAGUUUUAUACAGGACCUAAUAAAAUGUCAGCUGUAUGUGCUGUGCACAUGACUAAAGUCUAACUUAAGGGAGGUUGACAAUAAAAUCGAGAUCCUGUAAAUGUAAGGUGUGUUGUUAUCUGUAUUUUUUAAUAAGAUUGUUGUUUUUGUACAGUGCUUUUUUUAAUUAAAAAUAUGUAUAUCUGA
Dicentrarchus labrax (European seabass) is the source of this 5710-nucleotide messenger RNA. RefSeq names its product fibroblast growth factor 4 (gene fgf4). The coding region runs from base 67 to 726 and encodes 219 amino acids. Gene Ontology annotation, cellular component: cytoplasm. Gene Ontology annotation, biological process: fibroblast growth factor receptor signaling pathway; animal organ morphogenesis; positive regulation of gene expression. The record is from RefSeq and is a predicted model, not a curated record. The transcript is spliced from 3 exons. NCBI's taxonomy places the organism in Eukaryota, Metazoa, Chordata, Actinopteri, Moronidae. Gene Ontology annotation, molecular function: fibroblast growth factor receptor binding; growth factor activity.